This is a messenger RNA of Thermothelomyces thermophilus ATCC 42464, 1841 nucleotides long. RefSeq lists its product as uncharacterized. Bases 227 to 1648 code for a protein of 473 amino acids. The transcript is spliced from 3 exons. Lineage: Eukaryota; Fungi; Ascomycota; Sordariomycetes; Sordariales; Chaetomiaceae. The record is from RefSeq and is a predicted model, not a curated record.
AUCGUUGUUUGAAGACCAUCGGGCCUGGGGAGAGGGAGGGCAACACAACCCCCCCCCCCGGGGGCCGUUCACCUUCUUGUUUUUUAUUUUAACGUUCUGGUAUCCAUUCUCGGACCCGCGCGUCCGUUGCGUCGUAACCCGCGCACACGAAGGAAAAGAAGAAGCUCGCCCGCUCAGCGUGGCGGCAGGCAGGCAGGCAGGCGACGCGCGAAACGACGACGGCGCCAUGUCCAAGCCGGGGUGGGCUCCGGGGUACUCGGACUUGCCCGAGCCCAUCGACCAGCACCAGAAUUACCCCGAGGUAGUGGCGCACGAUCUCCCAUACCCGGCGACGACCUUCUACGAGCAGGACAAGCACCUGGCUCACUCGGACCACGCGACCGCACAGGGCUAUCCCUUCACGCCGGCCUCCCAACCCACCACCGUUCCGUCAGAGCCGGAGGGCCGGGUGCUCGGCCUGCGGCGGCGGACAUGCAUCUGGCUGGCCGCGAUAUGCGGCGUCUUGGUCGUCAUCGGCAUCGGCCUCGGCGUCGGUCUCGGCCUCGGUCUGCGCAGCAGCGGCUCAAGCGACCAAGAGGGGGCCCCAACGGCAGCAUCCACGCCCUCGCCGAGCCUGGUCCCUGACGCCGGCACCACCAACUCGACCAACAACCUGUUCGAGGGGUCCUCGCUCGCCGCGACAAACUACACGGACCCCGACGGCUACGUCCACCUCUACGUCUUCUUCCAGGCGGCCAACAAGGAGCUGACGGUGUCCAAGUGGGACUCGCAGAACGAGACGUGGGCGACCCUCUCCAUCUCCAAGAUGCUGUCCAGCACGGGGGUCAACCUCGAGCCGAUCCCCGCCUCGCCCAUCGCCGCCUACACCUACCUCAACCCGACCUUCCAGACGCGCGUCUACUUCCUCACCGCCGGCAACUCCAUCCGCGAGAUCAUCACGUCCGAGGACCCCUCCCUGACCUCCAACUGGCGCCAGGGCAUCCUCGGCAGCAGCAAGCUCAUCACCGCCGGCCAGGGCUCCAAGCUGGCCGCCCUGCGCCCCCAGUGCGGCACCGGCGAGGACUGCCAGUUCUACUACCCCUCCAUGGCCAUGGCCUACCAGGGCGACGACGGCGUCAUUGCCCUGAGCAGGGCGGAUGAUUGGAAGCCGAUGGAUAUCCAAUUCGGCCCGGCCGAGCCCGGCGCCGUGAUCGGCCUCGCGAGCGUCAUGCGCGACAACAUCACCGACGUCGGCUGGAGCUUGUUCUUUGACGAGGACGGGACCCUCCAGGAGUUCAAUUCCGAGCUGCUCCUCUCCCAGUGGACACGAGGGAAAUCGACCGGCUUCGCGCCCGAGGCCGGCUCGGGCUCGCCCAACAUCGCCUCCUUCUCGUACGACCUGGUCAACAUCAUGAUCGUCGACGUGGACCCGGACGGCGACCUCGAGGUGCGCACCUGGGACACCCAGUCCUGGAGCGACCUCCAGCCCCCGAACCUGGUCCCGUCCGACGGGGCGCCCGAGAGCCCCAAGUUCUCGGCCGUCGCCGGCAACUCGCAGCGCCGCGUCUUCGGCAUCGCCGACGGCGUCAUCCACCAGUGGGAGUUCUUCAGCCUCAGCCCGCUGCAGUGGUCCUACAGGGGCAUGGUGCCCACCGAAGUGAAGACAUAAAAUGGGGUCUGUUUCUUUGUUCCUUUUUUUUUGGUGGGUUGGUGGGUGUUUUGAGCAUGGGUGGGCAUGUGUCAUGGUCCAUUGGUUCUUGGUUCUUACACACUGGGUUGGUUACUGGCUUGGCUACUGGCGCUGGAUGUGUCAUGCUUAAAUUCCAUGUGUGUUCUAUACAUGUAUAUACCUAUACAUAUUG